AUGGGUUCCAUCGCUCCUCAUGUUGCUGAACUUGAUGGCUCUAACUUCAACAUCACUCGCUCUACCCACCUGCGCGAUGUGCCUCUCCCCGGUUCCCCUGAGGAACUGAGCCACUCCCACUGUACUGACCACAUGGUCACCGUGCGAUGGACCGCGGCCAAGGGCUGGGAGACUCCCGAGGUCAAACCCUACCAGAACCUCAGCAUCCCCCCAACAGCCUCGGUGCUGCACUAUGCCACCGAGUGCUUCGAGGGCAUGAAGGUGUACCGCGGAUACGACGGCAAGCUUCGUCUCUUCCGCCCCGAUUGCAACGGCGAGCGUCUGAACAACAGCUCCCAGCGCUCCUCCUUGCCAGGAUUCAAGUAUGACGAGCUGAAGAAGCUCGUUGCCAAGCUGCUGCAGAUUGACGGCCCCCGCUGGCUCCCUAACCCAGGCUCAUUCCUGUACAUCCGUCCCACUGUCAUCGGCAAUGGUCCCCACCUGGGUGUCCAAGUGCCAAAGGAAGCCCUCCUGUUCAUCAUUGCCGUCCCGUGGCCCGACUUCACCAAGAUGCCGAAGGACCCCCAGCAAGCCCCCAAGAAGGGCCUGAAGCUGUUCGCCUCCUCGCCGGAUACUAUCCGCGCCUGGCCCGGCGGUUUCGGCUACGCCAAGCUCGGCGCCAACUACGGUCCUUCUCUGCAGGCUCACGGCCAGGCCCAGGCUCAGGGCUUCGAUCAGAUCCUCUGGCUGUUCGGACAGGAUCGCCAGGUCACCGAGGCUGGCGCUAGUAACUUCUUCAUUGUCUGGCACAAUGCUGAUAAUGGCAAGCUGGAGCUUGUUACUGCUCCUCUGGAUAACCAGCUUAUUCUGCCUGGUGUAACCCGCCGCAGUGUUUUGGAGCUUGUUCGUGAAAGACUGUCUAAGGGCCCUGUUGGCCAGCUUGCGCCUCUUGAGGCUGUUGAGCGGACUUUGACUAUUGGUGAUAUUGAGAAGGCUUCUAAGGAGGGCCGUAUCGUUGAGUCUUUUGUUUCUGGCACUGCUUACUUCAUUACCCCGGUUGCCAUGAUCCGCAAUGAAAACACUGAUAUAAGCACCCUCGGUGUCAAUGAUGAGCCUGCUGGUUACGCUACCCUGAUUAAGUCAUGGCUCGAGGCCAUUAUGUUUGGAAAGGUAGAGCACGACUGGGCUUACACCAUUGAGGAGGAGAAGCAAUAG
Messenger RNA from Penicillium canescens, 1194 nucleotides. Its product is annotated as branched-chain amino acid aminotransferase, cytosolic. Gene Ontology annotation, molecular function: branched-chain-amino-acid:2-oxoglutarate transaminase activity. Gene Ontology annotation, cellular component: mitochondrion. Bases 1 to 1194 code for a protein of 397 amino acids. The transcript has 3 exons. The record is from RefSeq and is a predicted model, not a curated record. Lineage: Eukaryota; Fungi; Ascomycota; Eurotiomycetes; Eurotiales; Aspergillaceae. Gene Ontology annotation, biological process: L-valine biosynthetic process; L-leucine biosynthetic process.